CAACUAGAGUGAUUUUCCCAGCCAGUGGGAUACAUUCUAGUAAGAGAGAAAAAGGAAUUAAAGCGGGCAACCCUGAGUCAGGAAGAGCUUAAGCGCCCUCGCAGUGCCUGCACUGCCUCCCCAGCAUCCUGUCCCUCGUGUCAUGCCUGCUGGCGAAGAGAGCGUCCGCCCCGCGCUUGCGCAGAAGGGGGAAGAGUAGCUAAGUGGGCAAGAUGGCGCUGCCUAUGCUGCAGGUGUCCCUGAUGAAGCUCCCCUCCUUGGGGGGGCUCUCUCGUGGCUUGGCCAAAGCAGCCGGGACAAAGAGCACCCAGGACCUCCGAGAAGCCGACGAGGUGGCCCCCAUCUUCCAAUAUGUGGGGAAGCGAGCUCCGAGGAAAGACUGUGUCUAUGUGUGGGGCUUCUCCUACUCAGGGGCCUUGGGGGUCCCCUCCUUUGUCGUGCCCAAUGUGGGCUGGAAGAAACGGCGGAGGAUCCAGCUGACUCCUUAUCGGCUGGAUGUGGAGGAGAAGAUUAGCUCUGCUGCCUGUGGCUAUGGAUUCACACUUCUGUCCUCCAGAACCACCGAUAUUACCAAAGUCUGGGGAAUGGGGUUAAAUAAAGAUUCUCAGAUUGGAUUUCACCCAAGCAGGAAAGAUCGGGCAAAAGGCUACGAAUAUGUCUUGGAGCCAAGCCCUGUGCCGCUGCCACUGGACAAGCCGCAGCAGACCCGGGUUAUGCAGGUAUCCUGCGGAAGAGCGCACUCCUUGGUGCUGACAGACACAGAAGGAGUCUUCAGCAUGGGGAAUAAUUCCUAUGGCCAGUGUGGCCGGAAGGUGGUCGAAGGCGAAAUCUACAGCGAAAGCAAGCUGAUUUACAGAUUGCAAGAGUUUGAAAACCGAGUCGUCCAGGUUGCGUGUGGGCAGGACCACAGCCUUUUCAGAACAGAGAAAGGAGAAGUCUAUUCCUGUGGGUGGGGAGUCGACGGCCAGACGGGCCUCAGCCAUUACGACAUUGCCAGCACCCCCGCCAAACUGGGCGGCGACAUCUCGGGUGUUCCCAUUGCCCAGGUGGCCACGUACGGAGACUGCUGCCUUGCCGUGUCUGAGGACGGGGACCUCUUUGGCUGGGGGAACUCGAAAUACCUACAGCUGGCUGCUGUUACAGAGCUGACUCAGGUGAACGUUCCACGACACCUUCCAUUCAAGGUUGGAAGGGUGAAGGAGGUCUGCUGUGGAGGGACCAUCAACGCUCUCCUCAACGAGGAAGGCCACGUCUUCGUGUGGGGCUACGGCAUCCUCGGGAAAGGGCCAAAGCUUUCGGAAGCAGCGACUCCCGAAAUGAUCCCGCCCGUCCUGUUUGGCUCGUUGGGCUUCAGCCCAGAUAUCUGCAUGGCUCGGAUCCGUUGCGGACUCAGCCAGUUCGCUGCCAUCACCAACCGAGGAGAGCUCUUCGUGUGGGGCAAGAAUGUGAGAGGCUGUCUGGGGAUCGGCCGAAUGGAAGACCAGUACUUCCCGUGGAGGGUGACUGUACCAGGAGAAGUGGUGGACAUUGCCUGUGGAGUCGACCACAUGGUUACUCGGGUGAAAUCCUUUAUUUAAGCUGCACUUGGGCACUCCAACAGAGAGGACAAAACCAGAACUUUUUUGGGCCUUGGUGGCUUUGUCAGCCAUCUGGUGCUGGCGCAGCUUCUCCCAGAGUUCCUUGCAAACAGGCCAGCGGGAGGCACAGCAUAUCGGUGGCCAAAUCCCCUUCAAAGCAGAUGGUUCCCUGCGAGUGAGAUGCCUAGUCUUUGCAAACAGUGGCUGACGGAGAUGGAGGCACUUUUUCAGGGCAACGCCGAUUCUCAAACGGGGAUUAUUUAACCCGAAAAUGGAACCCAUGGUCAAUGGAGAGUUCGCUUUUCUCCCCCGAUGCCUGUCCCAUGCUCGUUCUGAGGAGGUGACCAAAGUUCCUGAUCAUCUCUGGUUUCAUAAUACCGGAGGUGGGGUGGCCUCCCUCCCACCCCGAGAGAUACAGAGCACCAUCUACUCCUGGUUCAGACCAUAGAGCCACACACAUAUUGAGGCAGUGGGAUAAAAGCGUGCCCCAGACAUCGCAGUUGAUGGCCAUUCAAGAAGUAAAGAGCAAAAAACUCCCCAGCUAAUUCCAUAGGAUAAAAUAAGAUUGCUGGGAGGGGGGAGAAUGGAAGAGGAUAAAAAAUAAUUUUAAUUGAACUAGUUGCAGAACUUGAGGGGGUCUUCUAAUAUUAGUAGUUUUACGACAUCUUCCUCUUUAGUUUGCAGGCCUUUUCCCUGGUGGUUUCAUUCUCAUUUUUCAGCUCUCAUACUGGGCUCUUGAGUGUUCUUUUUCGUCCAGGACCAAGGCAUUCAGCUUAAAGGGGUAAUCUACAGUCACCCAGACUAGCAGAUUGUUGGCUGCAAACCCAAUGGUCUUUCAUUAACCAAACUCUUUUCUUCCUUUCGUCGUCUCAUCAAGUCUGCAGCCAGCAAGAUAAAAAAAUGUGGCUUUGUUCUUUCAUUGGCGUCUAAAGUUAAAUCUCUCUGGCUGAUCAGCUGCAAAGAUUAGACUGGGACCAGUAAUUCUCCGCCUAGUCUACCUUGCAGGGUGGUUGUGAGAACUAAAGAGGAGGUGGGAGGUCAUGUACUCUUGAACUUUUUGGAGGAAGUGCAUAACAAAAGUAAAAUGAAGGGUGGCAAGUGGGAAUCUGGCAUUCACUCAGUAGAAUGCAGAGUGCCUUAUGUUUUCCACUGACUUUACAGUGGAAAACUUCACAAAACAGUGGGUUUUGUGUUAUAAAAUACAAAUAAAGCAUCUGGGCAUUUGCAGAGCAAAUCCUCGUGUCCCUCCAUUGGUGGAUUAGGAGCCCUCCAGGUGGUGUUUCUGGGAGUGUCUGAGCCUCCCUUUCCCAGUUAUUUUUUCAGAACAGUUGUCCCAUUUAAAGGGCAUCGGGGAAAGAUGGACAAAACGUUGCUUGCUUUCUGUAUACAACUGGCUUGUAAAGCAGUUCAUUCAGUCUGUUUUGGCAUACUGGCCCAAUUCACCCGUGGAACUCCUUGCCACAGGAGUUCUUGUAUUGGCCGCAGCGAUCGCGGAGAUUAUUUGAAAAUGAAAGAAGUGGUGGUGAACAGACGGGUGUGGGUCUAGUGGCUGGGAGAGGCUCCUACGUAUCUCCUAACAGAAAAAGAAAGAGUCAGAGGCACUGCAAGAGACUGGAAAACUUUGCAGCAGAGAUAUAAUUGGGAGACUGCAGAGGACUCUCUUAGAGGCACACAGUUGCAGUAAUAUAGAGGUCUCAUGUACAAAUAUUCAGAACACAGGUGUGUCCCCCCCAUUCCCACUAGCCUGGUCUCGACCCACCCCCAUUAUGAUCCUGAAUGGUUGCUGGAGGCACAAUAACAAAAAUAAACAGUUCAAAAGUC
This is a messenger RNA of Hemicordylus capensis (graceful crag lizard), 3398 nucleotides long. RefSeq names its product RCC1-like G exchanging factor-like protein. The coding region runs from base 213 to 1577 and encodes 454 amino acids. The transcript has 12 exons. The record is from RefSeq and is a predicted model, not a curated record. NCBI's taxonomy places the organism in Eukaryota, Metazoa, Chordata, Lepidosauria, Squamata, Cordylidae.